This is a messenger RNA of Mycosarcoma maydis (corn smut), 564 nucleotides long. RefSeq lists its product as uncharacterized. The record is from RefSeq and is a predicted model, not a curated record. The transcript is spliced from 2 exons. NCBI's taxonomy places the organism in Eukaryota, Fungi, Basidiomycota, Ustilaginomycetes, Ustilaginales. The coding region runs from base 1 to 564 and encodes 187 amino acids.
AUGAAGCAAGCAUCAAGAUUGCUGCCUACGAUCGGAGUGCUCUUGUCGUUUCUCUCUGUGAACAAAGCGGAAAGCGUCGCCUGGAGCGAAACCCAGCUGGAUUCGCAUCCGUCAGCGACACCUGAUCUGCAAUAUGCCACCGUCAUCUCGCCUGAACCUGGUCAGGCUGUCAAGCGAGACGGAUCGUCGCUCGUCCAGCUCGAAUACUACGGUAUCGGAGGCAGCCCUGGACUAGCCACCAAGUUGAUCCGAAUCUACGUGAUCGCCUCGCAGAACGUCAGCUCUCCAACCGAGCAGCCCAUGGCCGCCGGAGAUCAGAGGUACGGUCUGGACGCAUUUAUGACAUUGCCACCUAACGCGUUCCAGCCUGGUUCGACGCAGCAAGAGAUCGAUGGGCGCAGCUUCAACGCGUACAUCUACCCGAAGCUGCCUCUCCCGCGCGCUCAGGUGACACAGCCUUUCAACGCUACGCUGUUCUUGUUGGAAUCGUACACCUCGCCCGAUGGUCAUGGCCUCGAUAGGGUCACGCGACAGGCGAUUCCUAUCCAUGUACUUGCGUCAUGA